Lytechinus variegatus (green sea urchin) is the source of this 1258-nucleotide messenger RNA. It is a transcript of the gene med29, whose product is annotated as mediator of RNA polymerase II transcription subunit 29-like. Gene Ontology annotation, cellular component: mediator complex. The transcript has 4 exons. NCBI's taxonomy places the organism in Eukaryota, Metazoa, Echinodermata, Echinoidea, Temnopleuroida, Toxopneustidae. Bases 169 to 759 code for a protein of 196 amino acids. The record is from RefSeq and is a predicted model, not a curated record. Gene Ontology annotation, molecular function: transcription factor binding; transcription coregulator activity. Gene Ontology annotation, biological process: regulation of transcription by RNA polymerase II.
GCGCCCUCAACGCUCAUCUGCAUUUUAGUUACAAUUUGAAGUCUGUCAGUAGAAAGAAUGGUUCGAAUAUUCGUGAAAUCAUCGUCGUUCAUUUUGUGAUUGAUUUAAUUGCAGUGUUAACUCAAAGCUGUAAUUUAUAGGAACCGAACAAGACCUUGAAAUAAAGGUAUGGCAGGCAUGCAACCACCAAAUGCCGCUCCGAUGGGAGGCGUACCGCCACCGCAUCCUCAGACGAUGACAGGCCAGCCGACCCCGCCGGCACAGAUCCUACCACAGGGGCAGCAGCCACAGCAGCAGGCAUCGGCAGCAUCUCAUCACCAUCAACAGCAUCAAGAUCAUGAUAUUAUCGCUAAAGUGAAGAUGACUGUGCAUUUAUUAAAAGAGGCAUUACGGAACCUUAUGAAGAUUGCUGCCCAAGCCUUCAGUCAUUCUGCCACAAUUGAUAACACAACAAAAGCAUCAGAUGAUAUUGCAGCAAGAUUUGACAAAAGUCUGGAGGAAUUCUAUUCUUUGUGUGAUCAGUUGGAGCUGUCACUUCGUCUUGCCUAUGACUGCACCACCCAGUUCUUGGAUGGGGCGCGUUACACCCCUGUUCCACUCGUCCACUCGCAUAAACCAGACAUGAUGCCCACGGAAGCUCUGACGUAUGGCCAGUAUAUCACGACAGUCAAGUCUCAAAUACAGUGUGCUUCGGAGGUUCAAACUGCCCUCCUAAAAUGCUGUGAGGAAUUAGAACGUUCGAGGAAUAUGACACAAUGACGCAAUUAGCCGAGCUAUUCCAUUUCAACAGGCAAAUAUGCUGCAUGUUAUAGGCUCUAAGAAUCAACAAAAUCACAUUUCACUUGCGGUUAUUUGAGGCACAGAUGCAUGAGGAAAGUGAACGCAAGACCAGAGCUAGGAGAUGGUUAUCUAAGACUGCAUGGGAUAUUCAAGUUCUUAAAUGAAAGGAGAAACUGAACUUAUGAUAGCAACUUGGAUUUACACAUGUACUCUAUCCAUGUAUGCAGUGAAAGCACAGGUCUUCAUCAGGACACACUAGAGAAUUACAUGUACAUGUCAGAGCCAACCAGCAAACUGAAUAUUCGCGGUUGAGAAUCACUGAGAUCCUUGUCCUAUCCUUAACAAUCUACAUUUCUGUGACAGAUUUGCUCCAGCCAAUCAAAUGGCAGGAUUACAGUAGCUUGUAACAUGCCUUUGAUAAAAUCAUUUGAAAGAGAUACCACAAUGCCAUGCAGCUAGAGAAUAAACUAAAUCACUU